Tarenaya hassleriana is the source of this 1407-nucleotide messenger RNA. Its product is annotated as protein ABIL1. The transcript is spliced from 9 exons. Lineage: Eukaryota; Viridiplantae; Streptophyta; Magnoliopsida; Brassicales; Cleomaceae. The record is from RefSeq and is a predicted model, not a curated record. Bases 249 to 1160 code for a protein of 303 amino acids.
AAAAACUGCUUCUCCCAAAGUCUAUGUUCCUUCUCCCACCGGAAUCGCUUCUACUUCACUCACCCUUCCUCUCUCUCUUUCUCUCUCACCAGAAAUCUAACCUCACAAAUCCGAAGAGACAUUGAUCCAAUACCUGAUUUCAGAAACGUAAAUCGUACAGUGGCUGCUCUGUUGAUCCUCGUUUCGACGGUUAUUGGAGGGUUGAUCUCCGGAGCUUCUAUAGCAGACGGCCUAAGAGAAUCAAGCAUAUGGAGUUGGAUAAAUCGGAGCCGAAUAAUCCGGCGAUGACCUUCGACGAGGUCUCCAUGGAGCGAAGCAAGAACUUCGUCAAGGCGUUACAGGAGCUCAAAAACUUGAGGCCUCAACUUUACUCCGCGGCAGAUUACUGUGAGAAGUCGUAUCUUCAUAGCGAGCAAAAGCAGAUGGUACUGGACAAUUUGAAAGACUAUGCUGUGAAGGCUCUGGUUAAUGCUGUCGAUCAUUUGGGAACUGUAGCCUCCAAGCUAACCGAUCUCUUUGAGCAGCAAAAUUCGGAUAUAUCAACUAUGGAGCUAAGAGUUUCUUGUGUGAAUCAGCAACUUCUUACAUGCCGGGUAUACAAUGAUAAAGAGGGUCUCAGACAGCAACAACUGUUGGCAUUGAUCCCUAGGCAUCACAAGCAUUACAUUCUACCCAAUUCUGUCAACAAGAGGGUACACUUCAGUCCUCUCAGACGAUCUGACACAAUACAAAAUCACUAUCAAGCUAUAUCCCGUCUCCAACCUUCAGAUGCCCCUGCAUCGAAAUCACUCUCCUGGCAUUUAGGGUCAGAUACCAAGUCCACCCUAAAAGGAACAGCAGCUACUGCUCCAAGCCCAAAAGAUCCAAAAGCUUUUGCAAAAACUUCUGGGGUGUUCCAUCUGUUAGAUGAUGAAGAAAGCAUAAACAAGAAGCCUUCAGCUGGCUCUCAGCUAUCAGGAGGCCCUGCACCCACCAGCAUGAUGCAGACAUAUGGUGUUGCCCCAAAGGAUAUGGAAGUUGCGAAGCCUCUGACAGCACACAAGUCAUUUGACAAUCCGAGACAAGAGACCAUUCACGCCCCUGUCCGCAGCAAAAGCGUAUUGUCCGCGUUCUUCGUGAAGCAGAAAACGCCGAAGCUGAAGGCUGCUUAUGUCUCCUGAAUUCCCUACUCUCCUGGUAAACAAGCAUCUGCAUGUUCUUUCUGGUCACUAACCCGUUUGGUCUGCCUACUGUUCCAUAUUUCACCUAUCUUUUCUUGUUUAGCAUACUGAAAGCGAGCCAUAAUAUGAAAAUCCCACGCCCUGUCCGAUGUUGUAGUAAAACCAGACAAUAAAGAGAACUCUAAUGUCCUGCUGUGGAUUGCUAAGUGAAAACACGAUGACUCUGUGUUCCUAGGAAGGUUUUCCC